Messenger RNA from Prunus armeniaca (apricot), 1167 nucleotides. NCBI's taxonomy places the organism in Eukaryota, Viridiplantae, Streptophyta, Magnoliopsida, Rosales, Rosaceae. The record is from the annotation of a GenBank genome assembly.
AUGAAGACUGAGGCGAGUGAGAGUCGGAGCAAUUGCUCGUCUUCAACCGAGGUAGAAUCCGGUUCACAAGGCAAGUCAGAGAAGGACUGUGAAAUGGAGAUGAGUUCCAAAGGCUCCGACCCUGCAAUCUGGGAAGAAAUUGAGCUUUCCGAGAGCUACCUUGUUUGCUCAAUGUAUGAGGAGGCAGCGUCAUCAGCCUCCUCUAUUUUGAAGCGUCUUUCUAAACAUAGUGAAGACCUUGAAGCCACAGACCAUUUUGAAUUGUAUGACAUGUUGGAAUCGGCUGGUAUGGUGCUUGUCCAAUCCUUAAGAGAACUUGGAAGGACAUCAGAAAUUAUGCACGAGCUCAAACUAUUAUUUGCUUUUGUUCCUACUAUCCCUGUUCAAGUUCUUCUCACUGGGAUAUGUUUUUAUUUAUCAGAAGGGCACUCUCUUGGUGUUCAAGAAUUUCUGGAAGAGUUCCUUAGCAGGUGGACUUUUGUCAAUGAACAAUAUGUUCUUGUUGGUACAGAAGAAAAUGCAGAUUGCACGGAAAAAUGUGAUGGGCCUUUUCUUUUGGGAGUUGAUAAGUAUCUAGAAGUUGUUGAGGUCUAUGUUCUGAAACUUCUGGGAACCAUUUUGAAUGAUGUUGACCUUGCAUCCUCUUGGGUCGAGAAUGCUAAAUUACCUGAGGACAGAAGACAGGUACUUCUGAGAAGAUUACACUCACUGCAUUCUGUUAAAGCCACUAAUUCCUCACAAGGUACCUUCUCAUCUUUGCUGGUGGACGACAAUGAAGCUCAUUCAUCAUGUUUGCAGCAGAUAACUGUGCCAGAUGGAUAUCCAAAAACCAAAUACCCCCCAAAGGGAGACACUGCUAAGAACCAAGCAGUUUUUAAUUUAUCUAAAAGAUUGGAACCAUGUUUCUGGUGGUUCCGUACCAUCACUCUGAAAUUUGGAAGUGCUCGGGUGGUAAUAUCUAAUGGAAAGAUUGUCCUGGGCUUCUUGAUUCUGCUCAUAUAUUAUGUUUUCCGGAGGAAACAAGCUACCAUAAAGAGAAUUGUUCGGAGACAAACUUUAUCAAUGAAGAAUGCUCUGGUAGACUUGUGGCAGCUUGCAUUUUCAUACCAGGUGAAUCCUUUAGCUGCUGUUCAACCUCUCGCGACUGCAACAAGGUCAGGCCAGUGA